AUCUAUUGUUUCCUGCCGAUAGUACUAACUUAAAUCCACUUCGGCCGCAGGCGCUGGAAAGUCUUUCUCGAUGGUAGGCUAUGGGAGUGACAAAGGAAUUAUUCCUACAGCAUCCCAAGUGAUUUUUGAGCGAAUCGAGGCAAACACCUCGGAAAUUACGUUCAAAGUGGAGGCCAGCAUGAUGGAGAUUUAUAACGAGCGUGUGAAAGAUCUGUUCAAUCCCUCGUCGGAUAAUCUGAAGGUCCGCGAUCAUCCUAGCCAAGGCCCGUACGCCGAGGGGCUCACUCGUAGUGCUGUUUCCUCGUAUUCAGAAAUCGACAGGCUGAUGAAUGCUGGCAUUCUUGCACGAACAACCGCAUCAACAAACAUGAACGCCACAAGUUCACGGGCACACACAAUAUUCCAAAUUAUUGUUACUCAGUCAGAGCUCAAUCCAUCCACGGGUAAAGUUAUGGAUAAAGUGAGUCGGAUCAAUCUGAUCGAUCUGGCAGGGAGUGAACGAGCAACCAGUACGGGAGCGACUGGGUCUCGAUUGAAAGAAGGCGCUGCUAUCAACCAGUCCCUAUCAGCGUUAGGGAAUUGUAUUUCCGCUCUGGCAGACUUGGCGAAUGGCAAGAAAUGCCUGGUCCCGUAUCGAAAUUCAAAGCUUACUCAUUUACUCAAGGACUCGCUAGGUGGUAACUCUAAAACGAUCAUGAUUGCUGCAUUAAGUCCUGCCAGUGUUAAUUACUCGGAAACAUUAGGUACUUUACGCUAUGCAGAUAGAGCGAAGCAGAUCAAGAACAAGGCCAUUGUGAAUGAGGAUCCCAAUCAAAUUCUCAUUCGACAGCUGAAGGAAGAGCUCGAAAUGCUUCGGAAAUCCAUGAUAGAGAACAUGGACGCUCGACCACCAUCAAGAGGAAUGGGUGGUGGAGAAGGUGAUCUUGGUGGCGAGUUUAAUGGCUCCAGAUCGCCACAGAUAAACACAGCUCGUGAACGAGAGCUGGCUGCUAUCAGAGAACAACUUGAGGAGAACCAGCGUUUGCUGCAAGAAAGCGAGAAAUCGUGGAAUGAGCGACUUAAAGAGACCGAAGAGCUUGCUAGAAAACGCGAAGAACAGCUGAAGGUCCUUGGACUUGUCAGCAAUGCACACGAGCUGAAGGAAAAGACCGUGACGAAUCCUCACUUACUCAAUCUGAACGAGGACCAGCAAAUGUCUGAAAAGCUGGUCUACUUCAUCAACUCUGGUUCUAACAGGAUUGGUCGUAUCGACGCAGAUGGAGAGCAAAAUAUCGUCGUUGGUGGACUUGGCAUCAUGAAAGAACACUGUAUUAUCACACGACGGGAACAGCCAACACAUCAAGAACACUCGCUGCUAUUUAUCACUGCUUGCCAUGGAGCGAAGGUAUUCGUGAACGCAGAGCCACUCAAAGAAGGGGAAGAAAUAGAGCUACGCCACUGUGAUCGAUUGGUAUUGGGCUGCUCGAAUGUUUUUCGAGUUGUGAUUCCCUCUGCACGGUCUGAAAACCCCACUACGGACGAGUUAGCGCACGAAUCACGAUUUGACUGGCAAUGUGCGAUGAAAGAACUCAACAGUAAGCAGAUCAAGGCAACGAUGGAGGCUGAAGCGAUCGCUGAAAAGGAAAAGCAGGAAAUGGACGCUCGGAUGAAGAAAAUGGAGGAAAUGAUGCAAGCGGAGCAGAAAAUCGCGGAAGAAAAGCUUGGGAAGCAACGAGAGGAAUGGGAGCAACAUGUUCGAACACUGAACGAACAGAUGAAAGUAAAAGAACUGGAAAUCAAGACUCAAAUGCAAACGGAAGGUGAUAACGACAAGAAAAAACUCGCUGAGCAGCUAGCGCAACAGGAGUCAAAACUGGCCGAAGAAUUGGUCAAAGCUGAAAUUUUAUUCGAGAAAAAGCAGCAAGAAUUGGUAGAAAGACAAAAAGAACUUGAAAUGUCAUUGCAGAAACAAAUGCGAGAAGCCAAAGUGCUGGGGUCGCAGAAAGAAAGGGAACGAGUGGAAAGAAUGAAGUUUGACGAUCUGUUACUGCAAUCUAUUCCUCUGGUGAACGAAGCCAACUCAAUCGCCGACGAGCUCCAAAAGCAGACAUUAUUCACUCUGCGUCUCAUCACUUGUGGUCCCACGCUGGCAUCUCUCGCUGGUAGUUCUGAGACUUUGGACGACGAAGAACUCGCCAUCAGUAACGGGAUUGGAGCAGAGUUGAAAGUAGAGGUGAACUUCCAGGAAUCCGGGACAUUUCGUAGCGUCAUGUGGGAUAUUGAGCAAUUUCACGCCAACGUCUACGUGAUGCGUGAAAUGUACCAGACUUUUAUUGAGCACAAUCGAUUGCCAGCUUAUGUGGAUACGUGGAAGAGUACUUAUGGUGAUGACUGCGACCCCUUCUAUGAUCCUCCGAAGCCUCAACUGAUCGGCAAAAGUUUUGUAUUUCUCAGAAAUAUUGAAUUUGGCUGCAAGAUUAACGAGACAACCUCCAUUUUCAAUCACAUGGGUGGGAAUAAUGGCACUUUGAAGUGUGAGAUCACACCAACCAUUCUUUCACAUGAAUGGCAGGCAUGUCAGCAUCGAUUAGUGGAGACUUGUCCGGAAGAUUUAGAGACGCUAGUUCUCCCUACGCUUACCAACUUUAUUGGAUCAAAUUUGCGGGUCAACAUAUUUGUCGAGUCACUUCGAGGAAUUCCAGGGAAGUUGUGUAAAGACGCAUACGUGAGCUUCAAGUGGAGUGGGGAUACUCAGGAGCAUGAGGAACCUGUGGAAUACAAGUCAGAGCCAACCGCUUCACCAUCCGUGGAUCCUCAACUCGAGUUUAACGUCGUGAUCGAGCAAGUUAUUACCCCCGAAUUGGUCGAGUUUCUCCAAAAUUCACCUCUAGAAUUUCAUGUCUAUGGAAUUGUGCCUAGUAGCAACCUGAACAAAGUGGCAUCUCAUGCUGUCGAUCUGAAAAAUACCAAGUCGUCUGCUGAUCUGUACGGUGAUGGCUCAAUUCAAUUCUUCAAUGCGGAUGCGAACGGACGUAAUACGCUAUUGAGUAAAAAGAAGUCAAUGCGACGUCGGAAGAUUCAAGCAAUGGAAGACGAAAACUCAGACGCCAUCCUGCAGCAAUAUCGAGAGCAACUCGCCGUCCAGGAGAAAACCCUGUCAGAAAAUACGCUAGAACUCGAGAGCAAAACUCAAGAAGCCAUCACACUCCAGCAGUAUCUAGAAUUCGAAAGAACUCAAAACACGGAUCUACGUUGUGCUCUGGAAAGUCUGGAAAGGACCAAUAAAUUGCUGAGGGCGAAACUGGAAGAGCAAAUUUUGAAAGAGACGACCGCUGCCCCAGUUCCAGCACCGGAACCUGUUCAGGUGACUACACUUAUCACCAACAGCAAUGAACGCACUGCUUCUUUUGCCAAAUCCAGUGACAGUCAAAGGGAGCGCUCUAGAACAGCAAGUAGAAGGAGAUCUCGAGCUGAAAUGGUGAAGGAUGUGGUGUUUGAAGGCGUUGAAGGCAUACCAAUGGAAACAGCUCAUGAUGAUUCUGUAUUAGCAAAGAAGCAGGAAUCGCUAGCUGUAUCAACAUCGUCCAAAGAAUAUUGUGCACAAGUUAUCAACAUCGACACGAUGGUAGGUAGUCCGCGUAGUGUACGCGCCGAUGGCUCGUUAGCGACUGCUACUAUGAGUAGAUUAACCACUUAUCCAGCCGUGGCCGGUGAUUCUGGAGAUAGUGAAGGUCCAAUCGUACCAAAAAGGAUAGACAAACCAAGGAAAAGUGAAUGCAUUGUCAUGUAAAGUAAAUUUAUUUACAAGUCGUC
Molecule: messenger RNA, 3792 nt
Organism: Phytophthora nicotianae INRA-310
Lineage: Eukaryota; Oomycota; Peronosporomycetes; Peronosporales; Peronosporaceae
Exons: 7
Coding region: 71-3769 (1232 amino acids)
Biological process (GO): microtubule-based movement; mitotic spindle organization
Molecular function (GO): microtubule motor activity; microtubule binding; ATP binding
Source: RefSeq, a predicted model, not a curated record